CUCCAAGCCACGCGCAGUGCAAGCGGUAGCCAUGGCUCCAAUGUUGCAAUGUGCUUGGCUUCUUCUCAUGCUGCACUUCGCAGAAGUUGAAGGCGAUUGUUUGUCUGAUGCCAUUCCGUUGGCGCAGCGGAAGAACUUAACAGCUCUUGACCUCCCAGAGUUGGCAGUGACUGCAAAUUGGAUGCUGACCUAUCCGCGGCCACUGAGCAUCUUUGCUCCCGAUUGGGCCGCGGCCAAAGCCACGACUGCCGUGCUAGAGAUUCUCAUCCAAGAGAGGUUGGGAUAUCUCUUGUUGACCAGUGGAAGUGCUGGGGCAACGACAUUGGAUGCCAUGUAUGCGCUGGGUGGUUGUUCAGUGAAUGAAACCAGUCAUGAUCUGAGUUGCGAAGAUGAAGCGACAAAUGAUCACGUGAGCUUGGGCUGGACGGAGUCUUAUCAAUUGAGCUGGGAUCUCUUGCAUCGAGAAUAUCCAGAUAUAGCUCCCAGGAAUCUUGGGAACAUUGGCUACGUGGGCACUAGGUCGAUAUAUGUACCUUCCUCGCUUCAGCAGGAAGCUUAUCAGGCUGAAGGUCUUCCCUUGCAUGUCUAUCUCAGCUACAACAGCUCCGUCCACAACCCUGCCAGAUAUUUCGAUCAGGUGAAUGUCUCCAACGAGUCACUGACUUCAAGACUAAAACCCUGCAAUGAAACGCGACUUAUGUCGAGAUCUUUGAUGACUGCGUAUUUCCAAGCUACAGGUGAUAGCGAAGGUGUAGAUACCCUUGAUGGUGUGGUGACAGGACGUUGUUUCGAAGACUUCUAUUGGUAUGCGCCUGCGUGCCGUGGCUUAUCCAUUGCCACUACCUGCUUGAUGUUUUUCACGGGUGGAGAUGGUUGGAAUAUGGAGGAAGGCAUGCACAAAGCGGCUGCAUGGAAUAUGCCGCUGGUCAUUGGGGUGGCAAAAACUGACCAGGACUACGCCGCAUUGCCAUUUGAAGUCUCCAGCAUUUUCUACUGGUGGGUCCCAGAUGCGACAUUCUUGGCCCUGAAGCCCAUGGAGAUCAUCUUUCCAGGCCAUGACUUGACCAGUUGGCGCCGGGGAGAUCAACGGAGUGCAGCCAAGCAGAUCUCAGUGGACAAGUACGUGAGUCAUGAUUUGCGGCACUUGGCUCCCAGAGUUGUACAACUGGUCGAGAACUUCCAGAUGGACCUAUCUAUGGUGAAUUCCAUGCUCGAGGAGCAGCUGAAUACAAGGGAAGCCUACUCUUUAGUUGCAUGUCGAUGGCUGCAGUCCAACACACAGACCUGGCAAACAUGGUUGCCCAAGGCAUCCGAGUGUUUGCCGCGCUUUGGUGUGUACGACCCGCAAAGUGGUUUCUUAGCUGACCCAAAUGGAGACAGUGAGACGAACGACCUCGAGUGUCGAGCUUGCGAAACAGGUUCAUAUUCCUUACGAUCAAGAGACAAGAACGGCUCGACCUUUAUUUGCGAGACAUGUCCACCAGGCACAGCACAAGAGCUGCCGGGGGCUUUGUCCUGUGACCUGUGCCCGAAAGGGAAUUUUCAGGAUUUGCAUGGAAGCUCCUCUUGCAAACGAUGUAGCAUUGGUAGCUAUCAAGACGCCAAAGGCCAAUCUGCAUGCAAGGACUGCCCCAGUGGAACAACAUCCAUCGGCCUCGCAUCACAAAGCAUUUCGGAGUGUGGCUGCAAUGAAGGCACCAUCAAUGUUGGCCGCCAGCCACCUCUCCUGAAGGAUGACAUCAGAUGUGUGACAUGCAACGAAGGCAUCCGGUGUCCUUUCGCUUCCUCGAUUGAUGCCCUCCGAUCUGGCACAUCACCUCUGGGGGAUCGCUUCCUUCCCACCAUUCAAAGAGGAUAUUAUAGCACUGUGGAUCAGCCCUUGAUCAUCUUCAAAUGCCGGAAGACAUGGCAGUGUCCAGGAAGGGUACCAGGCCAGUGUGCCCGGGGUCGAACAGAGAUAGCUUGUGCCCAGUGUCCUGCAGGUGAAACGUGGAUGGGCAAUAGUUGUGCUGACUGCAAUUUGUGGGUCACUGGAGCGUGGGUGGUUGGAAUCGUUGUUUUCCUGAUGAUUGUAACCUGCAGCUACUAUGUGGUGAGCAACCACAUCUCGCCUAGAGCUUCUCUGUCGGAAUCUGUUGGCAUGAUCGCGCUGGUGAUGUUGAAUGCCGCUCAAUGUCUGGCCAUCAUUGGUCUCCUUGAUCUGUCAUGGCCUUCCGAAGUGGAGAUUUUCUUCAGCACCAGCCAGCUGUUCAUCCUUGACCUGGAUCUCUAUGGCCUCAGAUGCAUCAUGGGCUCGACCUUCAGCAACUACUUGUUCACAGUGCUCCUGGUGCCUGCGACGCAGCUGUGGCUGGUGCUGUGCUGUGUGGCUUCAUCCUUUCUAGCGAAAGACCGGCAAUGGUCAUGGCCCAAAGUCAGCAGCACAAUGGGCAGCUUGCUCCUCAGUGCCUUUUCAACCACGACUAUGGUGGCCUUGACGCCUUUUAUGUGCUAUGCACAUCCAAAUGGCUCCCGGAGCUUGCUGAAGUACCCCGAGAAACUCUGUGACGAACCUGGGGCACUGGACACCACAGGUCUUGUUAUGCUCACGUUGUACGUGGCGGGUUUCUGGGUCGUUUGUGUCUACGGAGUAUGUUGCUUGCCUUCCUGGAUGAUACAAAGGAGGCGAGAAAUGGUGCUAUCCUUUCGAUUUCUGAUCUUCCGCCUGCGCGUGGAUAGUUGGUGGUUUGAGGUUGUUUGGAUGCUGCGAGGUCCAAGCUUAGCAUUGGUCAUUUUGCUCUGGGCGGACCAGACAGCAGUGCAAGUAUACACACUAUGCUUCUGUUUUGCUAUAUGCCUUUUGUUGCAGACCUUCACAUGGCCGUGGAAAGUGCCCAUUAUGAAUUCGUUCGACGCAUUGGUGUCCCUCUGUCUCCUGUCCCUGGUGGUCGUUUCGCCAUCAGCCCGUCAAGAUGGCGAAGAAGCAUCCACGGUGGUCAUGGCCCUCUUCGCAACCGUCAUUUCUGUGCUGGUAUUGCUCGUCAUUUUCGUCAUCGUCCACAGAGGAGCUUUGCAUGAGCAGAAUGUCUUCUUCAACCUGGGUCCUGUGGAGUUCCCCCACGAGCUGCGUGCCAAAAUGCAACUCUUCACCGGCGAGCUUCAAAAAGUGCGAAAUUCAAAGAUCGAGCGUGUUCUUGGCCAGAUGUCCGUGCAUGAUUUGAGGCUAAUCUCUUCCUCAUUGGAUCUGUUGGUGGCCGAAAUCAUCCCAGAGCCAGAGCAACCCAGUGACGUGACCAGCGCAACUGGAUCUCCAACCGCAGGGGCCGCACAUGGUCGUCGCAUCUCAAUCCAAAUCCUCAACAGGAGUCAGACUAUGAGCUUUGCAUCAGGGCCAGAGGAGCCAGUGCCAGAGGAGCAAGUAGAGGAGGUGACACUUGCACCGCUGCACAGCGCUCCGGCUGAAGGCCUUUCAGCAGGUCACGAGCCAGUUGUGGAGAAGCCAGCUACUGACAGGGAAAAUGAGGACGUGGCAUCCAACAGCACUGUUGGCAAAAGUCGCAACAUAGUCUCUAUUAAGUGUUAAUGAGAAUUGCAGCGUCUCUGCAAUCCCAAGUCUCAAUUGAUGCAGAUAAGAUAUGGCAGCAACUGGGUCAUGCCUCUGGCGGAAAGACCCUGUUGUGUGCAUGAUCCAAC
Messenger RNA from Cladocopium goreaui, 3672 nucleotides. The record is from the annotation of a GenBank genome assembly. Lineage: Eukaryota; Dinophyceae; Suessiales; Symbiodiniaceae.